Octopus bimaculoides (California two-spot octopus) is the source of this 4225-nucleotide messenger RNA. Its product is annotated as cysteine and glycine-rich protein 1. Gene Ontology annotation, biological process: actin cytoskeleton organization. Gene Ontology annotation, cellular component: cytoplasm. The record is from RefSeq and is a predicted model, not a curated record. NCBI's taxonomy places the organism in Eukaryota, Metazoa, Mollusca, Cephalopoda, Octopoda, Octopodidae.
CCAUCAUGUCGCAGAAGUGCCCACGGUGUGAUAAAGCAGUAUAUUUUGCUGAAGAAGUGCGAGCCCUUGGCAAGAAGUGGCACAAACUUUGUUUGAAAUGUGCUAAAUGCAACAACCUGCUGGACAGCACCACCUGUACUGACCACAACAACGAAGUCUACUGCCGGGCAUGUUAUGCUAAGAACUUUGGUCCAAAGGGCUACGGGUUUGCUGGAGGAGCAUCAGGACUUUCCAUGGAUACUGGGGACCCGGGUGAGGUCACACGGAAGAAUGUCUCCCACCUAGCUGAGGCCCACGCUGCUCCCAUCCUCAGCACCAACGGUACGGCAAAACCUCGAUGGGGCGGAUGUGACAUGUGCCCUCGAUGCAACAAGGCUGUGUAUAUGCAUCACAUGAUGGUUUUUAAUGAGCUUCACCAUCAUACUAGUGGUGGUGUAAGUUUUCACUGUGAUGUUGCUUUUGUCUUUCUCUUGCAGACUUACCAUAAGGUCUGCUUCCGGUGUUCCACGUGUAACAAAUCCUUGGAUUCCACCACGUUGUGUGACAAAGGCUGCGAGAUUUACUGCAAAGCUUGCUACAACAAACAGUUCGGACCAAAGGGCUAUGGUUAUGGCGCUGCUCUUGUGAGAACGACAUAAACAGAGAAAUCUCUUUUGAAUAAUUAUUAUAAGUGCAUUAACUGCUAUUUCUACACAGCACGGGACCAGCAACAAGUGAUAGUACCAUGCACACACAAACGCACACACUGUAUUAAUCUUAAAAUGGACACUGUAUGAAAUACAUAUAGCCAAAUAUUUGCCAUUCUUUCUCCUUCCUUAGAUGUAGCAAUAGUUUAUUAUAGAUCUUAGAAGAAAUACUAAAUAAAUUCUUGGCAGUUAACCUCUACAUGUAACCCCUGUCUUAGACCCUCUUAUACACAUCAAGGGACCAAACAAUAGUGUUAGAAGCACAUAUAUAUCUUUUUUUGUAUUUUUAGGUGGGUCAUGUUGCUAAUUGAAUACACACGUUGGCUGUAUUUCACUUCAGUUUUAUUAUCUUUGUCAAAUGUUUUGCUUAUUUACUCACAUUCCUUUGAAUUAAUCAUGCACUAUCUUGGUGUGAUUGUUCAGAUGAUAUUGUAGGGAAGGUGUGAUAGGCUGGAUCUGACCAGUUUGAGCAUAAAACAUGUAGAAUAUUAGAACUGGAUGUAGCCGGUUUAAAUAUUAUGGCAGCAAGCUUACAGAAUCAUUACCAUGCAGGACAAAAUGUUUAGUAGCUUUUCUUCCAGUGCUUCAUGUUCUGAGUUCAAAUGCCACCAAAGUCAGCUUUGCCUAUCAUUCUUUCAGGGUCGAUAAAUUAAGUACCAGUGGAGUAGUGGGGUCAAUGUAAUUGGUUCAUCCCCUCCCCCAAAAUUGCUGCCCUUGUGACAGAAUUUGAAACUAUUAUUAUUAAGGCGACGAGCUGGCAGAAUCGUUAGCGCACUGAACGAAAUAUUUAGCGGUAUUUCGCCUGUCGCUAACGAAGGUCGACUUUGCCUUUCAUCCUUUUGGGGUCGAUAAAUUAAGUACCAGUGAAACACUGGGGUCAUGUAAUCAACCAGUCCCCUCCCCACAAAUCUGAGGCCUUGUGGCUCCAGUAGAAAGGAUUAUUAUUAUUAUUAUUAUUAUUAUUAUUAUUAAGGUGGCAAACUGGUAGAAUCGUUGACAUCCCUAGCAAAUGCUUAGUGGCAUUUCAUCUGUCUUCAAAUUGUGAGUUCAAAUUCUGCUGCAGUUGACUUUGCCUUUCAUCCUUUCGGGGUCGAUAAAUUAAGUACCAGUUACACACUGGGGGUCGAUGUAAUCGACUUAAUCCAUUUGUCUGUCCUUGUUUGUCCCCUCUGUUUAGCCCCUUGUGGGCAAUAAAGAAAUAAGAAAUGUUACCCCGCUGGGCGAAAUGCUUAAUGGCAUUGCUUAUGACUCUUUGUGCUGAGUUCAAAUGCUGCCGAGGUGGACUUAUAAGUUCCAGAUGAGCAUGAGGGCCAGUGUAAUCAAUCUCCCUUGCUCUGCUUCCCUCAGAACUGCCAGCCCUGUACCAGGAUUCACAAGCAUUAUUUAUGAACUCUGCAACUUUAUUGGUAAUGAUGAAAUCCCAUUCCCAUGCUGCUUGUAGAUUCUUCAUGCUGUCACCCACUGCUUGUGCUUAAGGACCCAGGAACAAGCGAAGAGUAUUUGUGUGUCCUGAGAAAGAAAGGUUUACCUCGUUGUUGAUAAAGUUAAUAAUCGUAAUGAGAGGACUCUGGGACACCAAUCAGAGUGAUUUAUGGAUUAAAUUAUUAGAUAAGUAAAUAUCUAAAUGAAUGGUAAUAAAAAAAUUGAAGUGAAAUACAGUCAGUGUGUGUGUGAGAGAGAGAGAUUUAGUUAGCAGCAUGAUCCUCCCAAAGUACAAUAUUUCUUUUUGCACAUGAUUUCACAUCAAAAAUCUCAUGAAACAAGUAUGUACAUGUUUGUAUAUCUAUGUGUACACAUGAAUAAAAAUACAAGUGCAUAUAUAUAUAUAUAUAUAUAUAUAUAUAUAUAUAUAUAUAUAUAUAUAUAUAUAUAUAUAUAUAUACACACAUAUACAUACCAGCACAUACAUACAAAUACAUUAUUUAUAUCUGCAAAAAAAAUUAUAUACAUACACACACACACAUACACAGAUGUGUAGAAGUCAGUAUCUACUUACACACCUAUGUGUGCACUCACAUUUAUGUACACAUAGAGAGAUGUGUAGACAUACACACACACGCACAUACAGACACAUUAUUACUAUGUAUUUAGUCUAACCAAAAUGAUUUCUUUAGACUUAACCCAAACCACACACAAACACAUACAUUUGUAGUUAUAUUUUAAUAUCUCAUGCUGCCUGCCUUUUAGUUGUACUCUUUCUUUGCUUCCCAUUUCCGAAACUGAUACAAGCAAUAAAUAAUAGAUAGACCAACAGACCAUCUUGAUAAUGGAGCCCCAGUUGUAUUCGAUUGCAAACCUUAGCAAUCUGUGCUCAAUCCCCACCGAGUUCAAUUUUGCCUUUCAUCUACCCCAAGAGUUAGUUACACAGUCGAGUCCCAGUGGAAUACUGGCACUCAUUAUCGUCUCCCGGAUUUUAAGGGUUUGUUCGGAAUCCUUCAGUUCCCAGCCAAAGAACAUUCUUACGGUAUUUUCCAGAAUGCAAGUCGAAUUUAUAAAUGACAAGGACGUUUUUUUUGGCAUACAAGUUGACAUUUUCAGAUCAAAGUUUACAGCCCGGAAAGGAAGGAGGUAGGUUUAUAUAUGCCAAGACAACUUCAGUGGACCAACAAUUCCAUGUGAAAUGAAGCAGGAUUUCGUAGGAUAAUGGCUGUUUGAACGUCGACUUGUGUACUGGAAAAUGCUGUAGUUAAUCUCUGAACAAACCAGUUCUUGUUGCAAUUUUUUGCCAACUGGAUUUUUUCUUUGAGUUAAAACAUGGCUAGGAAUUUCAGCUGAAUCUGGCAUUUAUUUCAAUCUACGUUUUGGCCAGAAUUUUGGCUGUGUAUACAUAUGUAUGUAUAUGUAUGUGUAUGGAGAAUGCGUGUUAAAUGAUGAUGAUUGUGUAUAAAUUAAUGUGCAUGUGUAUAUACUUGCGUGCAUGCAUGUAUGUAUAUCUGACUUUUUUUUUUUCCUAGAAUUCCUGGAUAAAAGGAACUGCUUUAAAAUAAAGAAAAAGUUGUGUAUAUAUGUGUGUAUAUAUGUACAUGUAUGUAUGUGUUUUACAUGUUUGUAUGUAAGUGUGUGUGUAUGUAUGUAUAUAUAUAUAUAUAUAUAUAUAUAUAUAUAUAUAUAUAUAUAUACACACACACAAGCAUGAAUGUAAUGUGUAUAUUAUGUGUGCUUGUAUUUGUACAUAUAUGUAUAUUGUGUGCAUAUAAAUUUAUAUAUAUACACACACACACACAGAUAUAUAUUUGUACAUGUGUGUAUCUUGUGUAUAUAUAUAUAUGUUUGUAUGUAUAUAAGAAAUAGGUACCCUGCAUCCCUGUGUGUCAUAACAGGUAACUAAAGUAGGGGUUGGCAUCUGAUUGGGCAUCCAGCCAUAAAAUGCUGCCUUAUAAUGACCCACCUAACCCAUGCUAGCUUCGAAAAUUGGAUGUAAAAACAAUGAAAGUACUCCCGUAAUUAACCCCCUCCACACACAACUAUUUGUAACAAAUUCUUCCUAACAAUUUAUUGGCCAUUUUUUAAUUAAUAAAAUUUAUUUCUUUUUCACUUAA